Molecule: messenger RNA, 1064 nt
Organism: Penicilliopsis zonata CBS 506.65
Lineage: Eukaryota; Fungi; Ascomycota; Eurotiomycetes; Eurotiales; Aspergillaceae
Exons: 1
Coding region: 195-1013 (272 amino acids)
Source: RefSeq, a predicted model, not a curated record
UCUAACCUCCAUCACCAACGACAGUCCUUUCUUGACAGACUUUCUGUCAGCCUUUCCUUCAACCCAGUCACUCUCUGCUGUGCAGUAGUUUCUGUUUAUUGUCUCUCAAACCAUCCUUCAAGGAUAUACUCUCUCUUUGAAACCACCAAAACAAAAAACCUACACCGUUGACCUUACGUCCAAUCUUUGAUACAAUGACUCCCAUUAUCAAGUCUCUGGCCAUCGCCAGCACCCUUCUGGCCGCUCUCGGCGUUGCUGCUCCCAUCCAAAAUAACAAGCGUGAUGAGGUCAUCGUCUGGGAGACCGUCACUGAUGUGGUCUGGACCACCAUCGACGUGACCACCACCGUCUACGCCGGCGAGCAGGCUACUACCGUGCCCGUCAUCGUCACUACCACUGCCGCGGAGACUCCUGCUGUUACUACACCUGCUGCCGUCGAGACCUCUGCUGUCGAAUCCUCUGCUACCCCCGUCGAGACCUCUGCUGCCGUCGAGACCCAGGCUGUUGCUGCCGCUGCUGCUCCGGAAUCCCCUACUACCACGGAGCCUGCCACCACGUCGGUCACGGUCGCUGCUCAGCCGGAGAUCACCACUAGCAGCUCUUCUACCACUAGCACCACCAGCGCUGCCCCCGCCGCUACCUCUGCCGCCAGCAGCAGCAGCAGCAGCAGCAGCAGCAGCGACUACUCCGGCUCGUGCGAUGAGAGCUCCCCCUGCACCGGUGACGGCACUUACUACGACACCGCUACUUCGGCCAGCGCCCCCAGUGCCUGUGGCACCACCAACGAUGGGGAGACGGAGAACGUGCUCGCGCUCCCAGUGGGGAUCAUGACCGACAGCGACUGCGGCAAGACGGUCACCAUGACCUACAACGGCAUCACCGCAACAGGUACUGUGGUUGACAAAUGCAUGGGCUGCGACGACUCCUCCAUCGACCUGUCCCGUCACCUCUUCGGCGAGCUGGCGGAUCUCUCCGUCGGUCGUAUCACCGGUCUCACGUGGUACAUUGAGUAGAUGGGGUUCUUCUCCAUCUCUUUGUUUUUUUUUUUUUUUCUUCUUCUUCCC